This is a messenger RNA of Ictalurus punctatus (channel catfish), 1936 nucleotides long. RefSeq names its product serine protease 27. Gene Ontology annotation, biological process: proteolysis. Gene Ontology annotation, molecular function: serine-type endopeptidase activity. Lineage: Eukaryota; Metazoa; Chordata; Actinopteri; Siluriformes; Ictaluridae. The record is from RefSeq and is a predicted model, not a curated record. The coding region runs from base 572 to 1504 and encodes 310 amino acids. The transcript has 8 exons.
UGGGCUAUAGGAGCUGCAGGAGAACAAUGGCGCCAUUGGGAGCUGAGUGACGUGGCGAAUUCUGAUUGGGACGCUGCAAACAGGUGCAGCCACCCAGGUGCCAUACAGGAAUCUCUGUUCUCCACAUAGCGGCUGUUUGUUCCCUUCUCGUGCAGUUAACCUUCUUCUUUAAUCAGUAUUACUGUUUACAUCCUGGAUGGAUUUACCUGUGAUUUAGUGAUAUUAUGUUAGCGCGAAGGAAUGAAAAAAUAUGAGCUCGAAUUUACCAACAAAAAUAAAAAAAUAAAUCGACCAAUCAAACUCUGGGGAAUUUGAAUGUUUAAUUUAGACGCGCGUGAGGAGCAAGGUUUUUAGAUUUUUCGUCGCGUGCGUUCAAAUCAACAGCGGAAUUAACGGUCGCUCUGGAUUAGCAUCAUGCUACACAUCACCAGAAUGAGGAGUUUUGGGGUGGAGGUGCUCGUCGCCGUGCUCGCCUCAGCAGUGGAAGGAUGGCAAAACGAGUUUUUGGCCCGGUUCCGGUGAUAAAUAUAUACUGUGGUACUCUACAUGGUGUCCUGAAAGUCAUGAACCAAUGGGAGUAAAAUCUACAGAAAACUUGUGUUUACUUGAAUACUGUGGUGUGUGGCUCAUGCCUUCGUGUGACGCUCAAGAAUGUGGAAGGCCUCUUGUGGUAACUCGCAUCGUAGGAGGCAGUGAGGCGCGAGACGGGGCAUGGCCGUGGCAAGUGGACAUCCAGAUGGGAAAGGCCGGCCAUGUUUGUGGAGGAUCCGUCAUCUCGAGAGACUGGGUUCUGUCCGCGGCACACUGUUUUCCCGACCCAUCAGAUGUGUCCUCAUACCGUCUCUACAUGGGUCGCUAUCAGCUCAACGGCGCUAACCAGUUUGAGACAUCGAGAGAAGUGAAGAGGGUGGUGGUAGCACACGGGUACUCGACCCCUCAGAAGGGCAGAGACGUGGCACUCGUAGAGCUGAGCUCGCCGCUCACCUGGACAAACCAGAUCCAGCCCGUGUGUCUGCCCAACGCCGACUUCCAGUUCUACGCUGGAACCAUGUGCUACGUCACAGGCUGGGGGGACACACAGGAGGGAGUCUCGCUGUCUGGAGUCGGGACGCUACGGGAAGUCGGAGUGCCCAUUAUUGACCAAGAUUCCUGUAACUCCAUGUACCAGAUCGAUGCGUCUAACACGGACACGGUGUCCAUCCUGUCAGACAUGAUCUGUGCCGGAUACCAGGAGGGGGGCAAGGACUCAUGUCAGGGGGACUCCGGCGGACCGCUCGUCUGUUCCACCGGGAACGGCACGUGGAUCCAGGCGGGCGUUGUGAGUUUUGGACUGGGAUGCGCUCAGAAGAACCGACCCGGCGUGUACGCCAGAGUGUCGAGCUUCGUGGGCCUCAUACGCUCCACGGUGCAGGACGCCCAGCUGCUGGAUCACGCCUGUAAUUGUGCAGCUCACAGCCUCGUGGUGCUCAGUGUAGCUCUCGUAGCAGUGAUGUUAGGUAGGUAGUGACCGUGUUCAGGAUAGCCACGCUGUAAUACUGACCUGCAGCAUGGAGACGGUGAAUUACUCUAUCUCGCAGUCUGGAGCCACGCUGAACACGUCAUGUAUCUAACGGUCAUCAUAAAUACACACAGUGAUGCUAAAGCGGGAAACAAAUCAACAGUCAAGUGUUCAAUAAGGUUUGGUGAUAAACAGCUGAUCGGGUGUAUUUAAUUAAUUAGUCAGCAUCAUAUGACGAUUACAGGUAAACAGCUAAAUAGUGUAAUGGCUCAACCCAAUUAUUUAUUUUUAUCAAUUAAAACUGUAUUAUUCAUUUUUUUAAACCGUAAAUAAGUCUUUAUCACUGCUUCAUUUUAUAAAGUUAGAACUGAUAUUUUGAAGCACCAGAUUGUUUGUUUAAUGAGAUAUAUUUGCUGAAAUAUAAUGAAGUGUGUCUUA